Salarias fasciatus (jewelled blenny) is the source of this 760-nucleotide messenger RNA. RefSeq names its product tumor protein D54-like. Bases 59 to 673 code for a protein of 204 amino acids. The record is from RefSeq and is a predicted model, not a curated record. Lineage: Eukaryota; Metazoa; Chordata; Actinopteri; Blenniiformes; Blenniidae. The transcript has 9 exons. Gene Ontology annotation, cellular component: cytoplasm.
UGGGAACACUUGCUGCAAACUAGCUCGUCCAAAACGCGUCGAGGUGAAAGUGGCAGUGAUGAACCGGCAAGACUUUAGCAGGGGCUCUUCAUCCACAUACUUCCACUCCUCGGGGAUAACAGGAAACGGACACUCACCUGGAGGUCUGUCAGAUGAGGAUGUAGACAGUCUACGUUUUGAACUGGCAAAGAUUGAGGAUGAAAUUCACACUUUGAGGCAGGCGCUGUUGACCAAAGAACGCUACGCAUCAGAAAUCAGGAGGCAGCUGGGACUCGGUCCACUCGGUAACAUCAAGCAGAACCUGACCAAAGGUUGGCAAGAUGUUCAGACCUCAGCUCCAUAUCUCACCGCAGCGGCCACUCUGGACGACAUCAGUCACUCCAGCGUAUAUGUGAGAACACGGGAAAGUCUUUCACAGGCGGGACAGGUGACUUCAGCUGCUCUGUCCAGCAUGGGCGUGGCCAUCACCAGGAGACUGGGGGAAAUGAGAGCUCUGCCUCUUCCGAGCGCACCACGACAUCUGAACCACACCAUCAGUGUGCCCACCAUGAGACCUUCCUCCACGUUCAGGUCUUUUGAGGAAAUGGUUGGAAACAUGAAGGGGAAGAUGACUGGCAGCCAGAGCAACAAUGGAGACACGGGAGGGUUUGAAAGGAGAUCCUCACGCACAUGAGGUGAACCCGUCUCUCUCGUGAAUGUUUUCAUAACUUGUAAAGUUAUGACAGACUGUUCCAUAUCCGUGUGAAUUUGUCCACUCAUA